Pseudozyma flocculosa PF-1 is the source of this 1494-nucleotide messenger RNA. RefSeq lists its product as uncharacterized. The coding region runs from base 1 to 1494 and encodes 497 amino acids. The record is from RefSeq and is a predicted model, not a curated record. The transcript has 2 exons. NCBI's taxonomy places the organism in Eukaryota, Fungi, Basidiomycota, Ustilaginomycetes, Ustilaginales, Ustilaginaceae.
AUGUCCCAGCAGCCCUCGGCCACCACCGCCGCUUCGGCACCGCCCGACCAAGUCGACCUCCGCGACGACUCGUCGGCACGCCGCUACGCCAAGACGUCGCACCUCGGCCAGCGCCGAAACGACUACGACACCCGCUACGACCACCUAACCCCCGCCGAGCGAGCAGAGGCGCUCAAGGCUGCCGCAAACGAGGAGCUCGAAUCCACCGCAGAGUUCCGCAGGGCCCGCGCACUCACCGCAGACAACCUCGAACGCAUCCCCGACGCAGACCAGCUCGCACCCGGCAUCCGCCUACCUGGGCAGGGCGUCGACCCGCGCGGAGACCGCCACCAUGGCCGAGGAGACCAUGACAAUGACAACGACAACGACAACGACCUGCCCACCUCUUCUACCGACGCAGACGGUGCCGCCCUCAGCCUCGAAACCGGGGAUACCAGCGUGGGCAACUUUGGCGAAGGAGGCGCGCCGGUCCCGGGAGUGCCGCCGGAGCUGGAUCCGCGCACGGCAGCCUUCCGCCCGCACAGCCCCGGCGCCGCUUCCGUCUUUUCGGUCGCUGUGCAGCCACCGGGCUCGCCCAAGCCCCAGAUGGUCGAUAUCUCGGAGCCGGCGAGUCCGUUCCCCGAAACGCGGUCCAGCGCCACUGUCAGCGGAGCAUCCGCCACGGCCGGCUCCUCCUACUCGGCCUCGGCCCGAGGUAGCUCACCCCCACUCUCGGCAGGCUUCGCCCCCACCGACGCCGCGGCCUACGCCGGUCGGCUGGCGCCGGGCCCCAGCGGCCUGAGCCGUACUGUGGCCAGCGUGGCACCCUCCGAGGCCGGCAGCAUCAGCUCAAGCGGAACGGGAGGAGGCCAGGGCAGCACGGGCACCGCCGACGACCAGGAGCUCGCCCUGCGCGCAGCCUACAUCGAGCGGCAACGUAUGCGCGAGCGAGAAAUCAUGGGCGGCGAAGCGGGCGUCGGCGGCACCUCGCUGCCCGUCUUCCCGCCCAGAGGAUCCACGCCCCUCGCCUUUGCGCCCGGGCUGUCGUCGCGGCUGGUUCAGGGUCCCGCCUCGCGCGCCGGCAGCACCGCGGCCACGAUUGGCACCGCAUCGCCGCCGCCCUCGCUCGAUGGCAGCGAGAUCCCGGACGGCGUCGCGUCGCCCUCGCGCCGCGGAUCGGUGGAUAGCACAGAGACGCUCGGCAGCAUCCGGGCGCCGCCCAGCAUCCCCGGCUUCGAUAUGGUCGGAGGAGCGGGCACGGGAGGCGGCAGCGGCGGCGUCGGCGGCGGCAUCGAUAGUCGGAGGAUGAGCAGGGGCGGCAGCUCGAUUGGCAUGGGCGAUGCCGAUGCGUCCAUCGUGGCGCCGGCACGGAGGGGAUCGGAAGCGGGACUCGUCGACCAGGCCAUGGACGAGGACGUCGAGGGUGGCAGCGGUGGCGGCGCCAGGCCCGGCGAGGACGACGAGGCCAUGCCCGACUCGGCUGCCGAGAUGCACGCAAAGGCGGGGCAGCAGUGA